Molecule: messenger RNA, 2569 nt
Organism: Musca domestica (house fly)
Lineage: Eukaryota; Metazoa; Arthropoda; Insecta; Diptera; Muscidae
Product: dynein regulatory complex protein 11-like
Exons: 6
Coding region: 20-2506 (828 amino acids)
Molecular function (GO): ATP hydrolysis activity; ATP binding; protein binding
Source: RefSeq, a predicted model, not a curated record
AUCGGACGCCCACACUACAAUGUCCAAUAAUUACUACAAUGAAAUUUGGCAUUUGUCUCAACAUGAACUCGAGCUACUGGCCAUUGAAGAUUUUCAGAGGCAAAAUCAAGAUGUUGAGACAACAAUUGCCGCUCAAGGUGGAACGGAUGCUGUCGUCAGCGAUGAGACUACACGCAAAGCUAUUGUUCAGGCCACCACCUAUGAAUUCUAUUUGAAAUAUAUUUGCAUUGCCAAUCGUCUGGAAGAGGUCUACGACAAGAUGAUACAACCCCAAAAACGCCAACUGAUACGCAAUAUUUUAAAUGGCUGUCUGGGUAGGAUAAUUGAGUUGAAACAUGAUUUGGUCAACAUUGAUCUGAUGGAAUUCAGUUACAAUGAUGCCGUGGUGGAGCGCCUCAAACUAACACCCAUCGAUACAGAGUUGAGGGUUCCAAGAUAUUUUCUGCGUGAGCGACGUCGGGAGAUUGAACAACGCAACAAGACAAUGCAUGAUAUCCUUGUGAAGCUGGGAUGGGUGGAGGAGAAUCCGGUGGUGGAACAAAUAACCGAAAUCGAAGCAAUUCGUUUGAUACAAAUGCAUGAGAGAGCUCGUCAGGGUCGUCUGAGAGCGCAUUUCAUGAAGGAGAUACGUAUGCUCAAGGAAAAGGGCAAGAAUGAGGAGAAGGAUAAAGAUCGCAAUGAUGCUGGACUCUUGGCUGCCAUGAAAAUACAGAAAAUGUGGCGUGGCCAUACGGAUCGGCGUAAGACGAGGCGGCGGAAAUUGGAUGAAAUGAUAUUAAUUGGUAUGGUGCCGCCACCACCGUCGGUCCUAAAGGCCCGGGCGGAGAAGGUGGAGAAAUUAAAUGAGAUCUACGAACGUCGCUAUGUCACCCAAGAAGCCUUCCAAGAAAGCUAUGAAUCAACUCUGGAUCGGGUACGUGAAGAAAUUAAAACCAAACAUGGCCCUAGCAUGACCGAAGACAUAGCCGAUGAGAUACGUGCAUGGAUUAAAGAUUGUUAUGACAAAACUGGAAAACUACCAGAAUUCCCCACGGAAGAUCAGGGUGGAUCGUUGCAUAUCUUUAGUAGACCUGGCACAGAAAGUGAAGUAAGUCGCUCAUCGGCUCGUUCAUCAAAGGAGUCACGUAAAACCAAGGACAAAUCUAAGUCACCGGCACGCAGUGGUGACUUGAAUGUCAAUGAAAAUCCCGAUGAAGAGGGUGGUGGGCUGCAGCCAGCGCAAUCGAUGUGUCUGCCAGAUAUAAGGGCAGAAAUCGAAAGAUUCAACGAGAUUUGGCGUGAAAAAGACGAGUCGGGCAAUAUGCGUCAGAGUCACUACUACGACAUGAUUUAUGCCGAAAAAUACGAUGAAGUGGAAAAGGAGUUUCGACGAGUAGUCGAUGAUGUUAUGCGACAGGAAUUGGAACUUUUACAGACCGCCAUUGGCAAAAAGGCCAAAAAGAAUAACAAAAAAGCCCGGCGCUCCGGCAAGAAAAGCAAAAAGAAAAAGGAAAAAGAUUUAACACCCGAUCGCACUACCGAAUCCUUGUACGAAGAAUUGGUGACAAAUGGCAUUAUAAGAAAAUAUCCCGAAACAAAGUUAAGUCAAUUCCUAGGCGACAAGGCCUUAACCGCCAGAGAUGGUAUAAAACCCUCACCCGGCGAUAUACGACAAAUUCUCACAGAAUAUUGUAUUUUACCACUCGGGUCAGAACAGAUACACAACUCUUGUCCACUGAUACGUUCCAUUUUGUUGGUGGGCCCCAAAGGAUCGGGAAAGAAAUCACUGCUACAUGCCAUUUGCACUGAAGUCGGGGCAGUUCUGUUCGACUUAACUCCGGCAAAUAUUGUUGGAAAAUAUCCCGGUAAAUCGGGUUUAAUUAUGUUGAUCCAUUUGGUGUUGAAAGUAUCAAGACUGCUGCAACCAGCCGUAAUCUAUAUGGGUGAUGCUGAAAAACCAUUUAUGAAGAAAAUACCCAAAACCGAUCGUACCGAUCCGAAACGUUUGAAAAAAGAUUUACCAAAAUUAAUACGAAAUAUAGCUCCCGAGGAUCGAGUAUUGUUUAUUGGGACCUCAAAUUUACCCUGGGAAGCUGAUCAAAAAUUGCUACAACAAACCUAUAAUCGUUUUAUAUACAUACCCCGACCGGAUUAUGGAGCAUUGUCGCAUGCUUGGAAAACACUUUUGUGCGAAUAUUCCGGUGGAUUAUCAAAUCUGGAUUGCAGUGUUAUGGCCAAGAUUUCCGAUGGUUAUACAAUUGGAGCGGUUAAUGCCUGCCUUAAAGAGGUUUUGACUUGUAAACGUAAACUACAGUUGCGGUCUCAACCCUUGACUCAUGCCGAAUUAAUAAAUGUUUUGUGCACCCGAGAUCCGGUCUAUCGUGAAGAAGAGGAAGCCUAUGAAUCGUGGUGGACUAAGACACCAUUAGGAAGACGUCGGCAAAAACUAUUAGAAAUUGAGGAAGAGGCACGUUUAGAGGAGCAAGCCCUGGCGGCCAAACAAGGCAAUGGAAAGAAGAAAGUUUGAAAGGGAAAUAAUCCCUCCCCAAAUAAAUAUACAAGAAUAUUUUAUAAAGGCUUAACUUAUAAA